AUGCCCUAUCUGAUAAACGUCCACGAAAUCUUCGUCAAGACCCAGUUUAAGCGGCUCUUCGGCAUCCACCGAACAGGCUACAGUUCCCAGCCCAAGACGAAGAUCGCAUUUUCUGACUUCCUUGUAGGCCAGCCUGUGCGCGAUCCUUCCGUGAGCACCACUCUACCUGUCUUUGGUGGCGGUGGCCUUACGACUCUUGGUGAUACCCUCUUGAUCGAGACGUUAGCCCACUUCAGCCGAGAGCGUAUUCCUGAACGGCUGCUGGUGCCUGGGGAGAUCGAAGUCACCAACCCUGAAAUCGCCCAAUUGACUUGUGCCAAGUUCCUUGAUACCGUUGGCAAGAAGACUCAGGUCCUUUUCCGACUGAGCACCACUGGCGGAGAAAAGGGAAGCGCCGAUACUGUUCGUGAUGUUCGAGGCUUCUCUGUCAAGUUCUACACAGAGGAGGGAAACUAUGAUAUCGUUGGGAACCACGUUCCUGUCUUCUUUGUUCGUGACCCUAUGCGAUUCCCCUCCCUUAACCGCAGCCACAAGCGACACCCUGCCACCAACCGACCUGAUGCGACUAUGUUCUGGGACUUUCACGCCAACCAACCUGAGAGCGUGCACACCUUGAUGCAUCUCUUCGGCAGCCGUGGUCUUCCUGACUCCAUCCGACGAGUGACAGGCUUCGGCAUCCAUACCUUUAAACUUGUAGACAGUUCCGGCCGCCCCCGAUACUGCAAAUUCCACUUCCGCCCCGAGACCGGUUCGACUACCUUUGCGUCCCCUGACGAAGCCGAGACAAAGGCGGGCUCCAACGCUGAUUACCACACUGAAGAUCUGUGGGACGCCAUUGCCCGUGGAGAAUACCCUGUGUGGAAGUUUUACGUCCAAAUCAUGGAGCCCGAAAGGGCCGAGACUUUCGGCCGAGCUUUGUUCGAUAUCACAAAGGUUUGGUCUCAUAAGGAGUUUCCUCUGAUUGAAGUCGGCAAGAUGACACUUAACAAGAACCCGGAUAACUACUUUGCAGAGAUUGAGCAAGCCGCCUUCUCACCCUCCAACUUGGUCCCAGGUAUCGCAAUGACACCUGAUCCCAUGUUGCAAGCUCGCAUGUUUGCUUACCCAGACGCCCAACGAUACCGACUUGGCUCCAACUACGCCCAGCUGACCCCCAACCGACCAAUUGCUCCCGUCUACGCACCCUACAUUCGCGAUGGCCUUACUGCUACUAAGAACUACGGUAGCGAUCCCAACUAUGUUCGAAGCACUCUCAGUCCGGGUGUCACCAGCCAAUCCAUUACUACUCAAAUCCAACACCACGAGCGCAUUGCUGCCAACGCUUUGCUCGGCCUGAACGAGAUUCCUGUUGACGAUGAAGAUUACGUGCAGCCUCGAGACCUGUGGAGGAAUGUCUUCGAUGAGGCUGAGAAGGGAAAGUUUGUGACAAAUGUGGUAGGAAGUAUGGCAGGCGUACCUACUCCUCUACGUGAGGCCGUCGUGGCUAUGUUCAGCAAGGUUGAUGGUGAGAUCGGCCAGCGAAUGAUGGCCAAAAUCAAGGAGGACUCAGUGCGUUUGUAA
Messenger RNA from Fusarium sp. VM40, 1560 nucleotides. Lineage: Eukaryota; Fungi; Ascomycota; Sordariomycetes; Hypocreales; Nectriaceae. The record is from the annotation of a GenBank genome assembly.